Messenger RNA from Tarenaya hassleriana, 2795 nucleotides. Its product is annotated as protein tesmin/TSO1-like CXC 5. Gene Ontology annotation, biological process: regulation of DNA-templated transcription. Gene Ontology annotation, cellular component: nucleus. Bases 408 to 2225 code for a protein of 605 amino acids. The record is from RefSeq and is a predicted model, not a curated record. The transcript has 8 exons. NCBI's taxonomy places the organism in Eukaryota, Viridiplantae, Streptophyta, Magnoliopsida, Brassicales, Cleomaceae.
GAAGAAGAACAAAACCGAAAGCCCUCCGCUUUUCUUUUCCGCUGUUUCACCAGAUAUCUUCUUCUUCUUCUUCUUCUUCUUCUUCUCCCUGAGCUAAAACCCAGAAGAACCCUAAUUUGUGUGUCUCCUUCGAUGCUUUUCCUUUUCCUUGUCGUAUCUGCGGAUCCGGAUUCCUUUUUUAAAUUUCUCGUUUGAGCUUAUCAGCCGCCGAUUCGCUCGUGUUUUUCGAAUUUCACCCGGAUUCGGUUUGGCUUUGGAUCUGGAAUUUUUGGUUUUCUACGAGUUGAUUUGAAGAAUUUUUGGGUAUUUUCGGGGUGGGUUUUUCUGGUGAUAACAAGAGUGUGAAUUUUCGAAAGAAAAAGGAAAUUUUUUGGGUAUCCUGGAAUACUGGAAUUUCGAAUCUUUAGAUGGGUGAGGGCGGUGAUGGAAGCGAAUUCCCGCCAAAAAAGGAGCAACCGGAAGCGUCUGAUUUCCCGGCGAAGAAACCGGCGAGGCAGCUUGACUUCACUGGUGGCGCUGAUGCGGUUCUAACGGAACAUUCUCAGUCCAAAGCUCCCGCUCCCGCUCCCGCAACGGCGGCGGCGAUGAAGACAAGCACGGCACCCGCUGCCUCUUCAACGGCGGCGCGCCCUGCGGCGGCAGGAAUCGGGCAGGUUCGGUCGACGAUGCCAGCGGUGGCGCCGAUGCCGCCUUCGGUAACGCAGGUCCUUCAUACCCCAGUCAGGCUUUCGAAGCCAGAAUCUCCCAAAUCUAGGGCAAGGCCUGCUGUGGAUGCUAGAGAUGGAACCCCUCAGAAGAAAAAGCAGUGUAACUGCAAGCACUCACGAUGCUUGAAACUGUAUUGUGAAUGCUUUGCAUCCGGCACAUAUUGUGAUGGAUGUAAUUGUGCAAAUUGCUUUAACAACGUUGAAAAUGAAGCUGCCAGGCGAGAAGCUGUGGAAGCAACUCUGGAGCGGAAUCCUACUGCAUUUAGACCUAAAAUUGCUAGCAGUCCUCACAGUGCACGGGAUAGUGGGGAAGAGAUCGGUGAAGUUCUUAUGUUAGGGAAGCACAACAAAGGAUGCCACUGCAAGAAAUCGGGUUGCCUUAAGAAGUAUUGUGAAUGCUUUCAGGCUAAUAUUCUGUGUUCUGAGAACUGCAAAUGCUUGGAUUGCAAAAACUAUGAAGGAAGUGAAGAGAGACAGGCUCUCUUUCACGGUGAACAUGCCAACAACGUGGCUUAUCUCCAACAGGCAGCAAAUGCUGCCAUAACUGGAGCUGUCGGUUCCUCUGGCUUUGCAUCCUCUCCAGGACCUAAAAGGAGGAAAUCUCAGGAAAUUAUCUUUAACCAAGCAACGAAGGAUUCAUCUAUUCAUAGGUUCAGCCAUUUUCAACAGGCAAAUAGCGGAAGAGCAACUGGGCCAACGUCAUGUACAUCCACAGUUCCUAUUUCCCGUGCUUCUGGCAAUGCAUCAUCAGUUCCAUCCAAAUUUGUAUACAGGUCUCUCUUGGCAGACAUCAUUCAACCACAGGAUGUGAAAGCACUUUGCUCUGUUUUGGUCGCCGUAGCUGGAGAAGCGGCAAAGACAUUGGCAGACCAGAGAAAUGAAACAGAAAAACGGAUGGAAGAUCAGCCAGAAACUUCCUUAGCCUCUUCUGCUGCACAAAAUGGAGGACAAGGCAAUAAAGGUGUCAAGGUUGAGAAAGUCGAAACUGGUGAUGGUUCAAGUGGAAGUCAAGUUGAUAAAGCCAGGGGAGAAGAUUCCAAUUCUGAUGGCACCAACGCUUCUAAAGGAAGACCUCUGUCUCCUGCAACUUUGGCAUUGAUGUGCGACGAACAGGACACUAUGUUCAUGGUAACAGCAUCACCUAAUGUUUCAGUGGACCCUGGCAGUCACAGGACAACCUCACAGCUACCUAACGGACAAGGCCUGUCAGAAAUUUACGCAGAGCAGGAGAGAAUAGUUUUGACCAAGUUCCGGGACUGCCUUAAUCGACUUAUCUCCUAUGGAGAACUAAAGGAAUCAAACUGUUCAUCUUUGGCAAGAACGCAUCUAGACUCGCCUGCAGCUGUGAAAACUGAAGCUGGGAUUCAUCAGGGUCCAAUCCCGAAUGGAGUUUCUCGAACCACUACCCAAUCUACAGCCAAAUCAACAUCGACGCAACUGACUGCAGCAUCCAUACCAAACCCCUCAAACACUCAUCUUCAUAAACCUCCAGUUUUGUCAGAGAAGAAAGACCUUUGAACUGAGUAUUUACUACAAUAACAUACUAAAGACAACAGUGCAGCAAAAACCCUGUCUGAGUCUGACCAGUUCAGCUUGUUAUUAUAAGGUAUGCCUCCACAUUCCUGUAACACUACACUCUCUUCUUCUGAUCUAAAGCUUUCUGGACGAUAAGCGAUAAUGGCGGGCUAAGCACAUCGGACUGGUGAUUAGUGAUGAUGGAGGAUUAACUUAAAGCUUCUUCUCACACAGUCUCUGUUGAGUUCUUGAUCUUCUUUGGUUCUUCUGGUUCAGAGUUUGGUCUUGAGCUCGUUGUCUUUUGCGGCGGCUGGUGUAGAUUUAGAGAGGUGUGACAUAAUUAGUCUUUCCUUUUCUUUUUCACGAGAUAAGUAUUGUUACUCUGUACAUUGUUACUUGCCAUUUGCAAUUGGCAACCACAGUUGUGUUUUUCUUUUUUGGACUUAGGACAUGCUUUAGUCUUUGAUGUAGAAAUAUUCCCAAAUAAGUCUUCCAUAGUUUUGGGGGCAGAUCCUUUGGUCAAAUGUGAGUCAUAACAAUUUAUUUUAUAAAAAGUUUAAAAACAUGUUUUCA